Molecule: messenger RNA, 4579 nt
Organism: Equus caballus (horse)
Lineage: Eukaryota; Metazoa; Chordata; Mammalia; Perissodactyla; Equidae
Gene: GABRA1
Product: gamma-aminobutyric acid type A receptor subunit alpha1
Biological process (GO): synaptic transmission, GABAergic; regulation of postsynaptic membrane potential; gamma-aminobutyric acid signaling pathway
Cellular component (GO): synapse; plasma membrane; postsynapse
Molecular function (GO): inhibitory extracellular ligand-gated monoatomic ion channel activity; GABA-A receptor activity; GABA-gated chloride ion channel activity
Source: RefSeq, a predicted model, not a curated record
UAUACUGAUCAGUUGUAUUUUUAAUGGACAUCCCUUAAAAUAGAGUGCUCAUAGAUUGAAAGUGUGAAAAGAUUCUAAGUGUCGUCCGUAUGUCUCUAACCCUUUCUACCCUUCCCUCCCCCAUUCCUAUUCCCCCCAAAAGGGAAAGCUUGCAGCAGAUUGUAGAAGGAUUUGAGUCUGCAGCUAGAGAGAAGGGGAUUAGGGCCAGCGCGGUGCAAGUUAAAUUGUGCUGCAUAUAAAAAAUGGGCGGAUUGGUCUCCAGAUCCAGAGGCUGGUACCACCUUCCUUUCUAAAAUAAAAUCUCUCUGGCAUGAAGUCACCGCCUAUUUCACAUCCGGUUUGCCCUGGGACGUAUUACUACUGUCUUGGUAAAGAGAAAUCUUUUGUUGUAUAGCUGCAGAUUGGAUAUUGGGAAGCAAAUUUGGGUGUGAAAUCUUCAGCAAAGGAGCACGCAGAGUCCAUGAUGGCUCAGACCGAGUGAGUGAGAGGCAGAGCGAGGACGCCCCUCCGCUCCCGGCGCGCCCGGACUCGCGGACUCGCGCUGGCUCCAGGAUCUCCACGAUUUUCUCUCGCAGACUUUUCCCGGGUCUUGAGCGAUCCUGUGCCCAGAGGGGGCCCGAGCUGCACAAGCCCGCGAUGAAGAAAAGUCCGGAUCUCUCUGACUAUCUUUGGGCCUGGACCCUCCUUCUGGGCACAUUGACUGGAAGAAGCUGUGGACAACCAUCACAAGAUGAACUUAAAGACAAUACCACUGUCUUCACCAGGAUUUUGGACCGACUCCUAGAUGGUUAUGACAAUCGCUUGAGACCGGGAUUGGGAGAGCGUGUAACUGAAGUGAAGACUGACAUCUUCGUCACCAGUUUCGGACCCGUUUCAGACCAUGAUAUGGAAUAUACAAUAGACGUAUUUUUCCGUCAAAGCUGGAAGGAUGAAAGGUUAAAAUUUAAAGGACCCAUGACAGUUCUUCGGUUAAAUAACCUAAUGGCAAGUAAGAUUUGGACUCCGGAUACGUUUUUUCACAAUGGGAAGAAGUCAGUGGCACACAAUAUGACCAUGCCCAACAAACUCCUGAGGAUCACGGAGGAUGGCACCUUGUUGUACACCAUGAGGCUGACGGUGAGAGCUGAAUGUCCAAUGCAUUUGGAGGACUUCCCUAUGGAUGCCCAUGCCUGCCCACUAAAGUUUGGAAGCUAUGCUUAUACGAGAGCAGAAGUUGUUUAUGAGUGGACCAGAGAGCCAGCACGCUCAGUGGUUGUAGCAGAAGAUGGGUCGCGCCUAAACCAGUAUGAUCUUCUUGGACAAACAGUAGACUCAGGAAUUGUUCAGUCCAGUACAGGAGAAUAUGUUGUUAUGACCACGCAUUUUCACCUGAAGAGAAAAAUUGGCUAUUUUGUUAUUCAAACAUAUCUGCCAUGCAUAAUGACGGUUAUUCUCUCCCAAGUCUCGUUCUGGCUCAACAGAGAGUCUGUACCAGCGAGGACUGUCUUUGGAGUAACAACUGUGCUAACCAUGACAACUUUGAGUAUCAGCGCCAGAAAUUCCCUCCCUAAGGUGGCUUAUGCAACUGCUAUGGAUUGGUUUAUUGCAGUGUGCUAUGCCUUUGUGUUCUCAGCUCUGAUCGAGUUUGCCACAGUAAACUAUUUCACCAAGAGAGGUUAUGCAUGGGAUGGCAAAAGUGUGGUUCCAGAAAAGCCAAAGAAAGUGAAGGAUCCUCUCAUUAAGAAAAACAACACUUACGCUCCAACAGCAACCAGCUACACCCCUAAUUUGGCCAGGGGUGACCCCGGCUUAGCCACCAUUGCUAAAAGUGCAACCAUUGAACCAAAAGAAGUCAAGCCGGAAACAAAACCACCGGAACCCAAGAAAACCUUUAACAGUGUCAGCAAAAUUGACCGACUGUCAAGAAUAGCCUUCCCUCUGCUCUUUGGAAUCUUUAACUUGGUCUAUUGGGCGACAUAUUUAAACAGAGAGCCUCAGCUAAAAGCCCCCACCCCACAUCAGUAGGUCCUUUAUUCAUAGUCAGUUGUUCAGUCCUCUGCACUGGGAAUUGCUUUCUGUUCCCAACUCGGUAAUUCCCAUCUGCUUUAUUGCCUCUGUCUUAAAGAAUUUGAAGGUUUCCUUGUUUCCAUAAUUCAUACAAGAACAGCAGACCCCUGUCUGGCAGUCCAGAGCAGAGCAGAGUAUACAGCUGAGAGACAGGAUUCACAGAGAGGGAGCAAGAAGGCAAAAUCGCGACAGAAGGAGACAGAAUGAAAGAAAGAGGAGAGGAGGGGGGGAGUAGGUCCAAAGGUAUCAGGAAAAGUAGAAGAAAAAUAAAACUGAGCUAUCACUCCAGGUCAUUUGUAGAUACAUAUUUCCAAAUACUCUUAAAAGAAGAUACUGUAUAUGUCAAAAAAUAUUUUUAUGUGAAGGUGUUUAAAAGAAUAAAUUAUGAAUGUUUGAUGCAGAACAGAUUUUAAAAAUCCAUGUCUUUAUUGCACAAACGACAGCGUGCUUACAUUUUUGUUUUGUUUUAAAACCGAUGUCUAGCUUUAACAUUUUGUUUCCAAAGCUGAAGAUCCCCAUUCUUUCUCCUUUUAAAAAUGCCUAAUGCAUUAUUUUCUUGGUAAAUGCUAUUUUAAAAUUCAUGGGAGUUGCAUAGGCAAAGGUGCACAUCCUCACUAUAGAGCACAUUUAGUCCAAUGGAGAGAAAUGCUUUAAAUAGGCUACUUCACUCUCAUCGGAGCUUUUACCUCAAGCCUCGAUGAGGAAUCAUCUUAGCAGAGACAUACACUCAAGAAAAACCAAAAAAAAAAAAACCAUUAAAUAAAAUAAAACAAUUAAAAAAGAUUCCCUUUCAUACCCUGUCUAUAUCCACAUAGCACAUGGGUCCAAUAAUCACUUGAUUCUCAUUAUGAAGAUGUUUUUAGAGGGGCAAAAAUAUUUUGCAAGCUCUAGAAUUGUUGAAUGUAUUAUUUUAUAUAACAGUACAUUAAAAGCUUUAGAUUGAUAUUUAUGACCAGUAAACAAAAAUAGAAUAUAUAAAUUCUAUAUGUAAAUAUACAGCAUGAGAUUGUACAUUUUUUACUUUUUUUAAAGUUCUGUUCUUAAAACGUUGUGUAGGACUCACCGCUCUUAGCUGUUAGAAUGUUGUUAAGUGCUGUGGAAACACCUUUAGAGCCUGCAUUUAAGACCAGAAUAGCCUGUGGGAAUCAGAAGGAACUUAAACUAUUUGGGUAUGAAAUCCACUUAUGUAGAGAAAGCUUAUAAUUUCAAACUGUUGUCUGGUAUACAGUAGUAUGUCAGUUGUUAUCUGCUCCAAUCAUGCCACAUUUCCCUAUUUUAGGCUCCUAUAAUAUAGAAAGAAAAUGGAAAAGCAUUAGUGGGCGCUAGAAGAUCAACUGUAUAUUAUUACUAUCUUUGCUGACACCAACUAUUUCAAUAAGUGUUGUACCACAUGUAGCAUCGAAUAUAAAAGUUCAUGAAAGAAUGUACAGGAAAUAACUUUUAUUGAGUAAUAUUAUUACAUUUCGUUUAUACUGUAGCAAUAUAUUUGUAGGUAUACUAUGUAAGGGCUUUAACUACAAGAGGUCCAUUAAUACUCCCUAUGAAAAUUCUAGUCUGUUUCAUUACUUCCCGUAUGUUUUAGAGAUAAAUAUUUACGCAGAAGGUAUUUUUGAAGUCUCCUUUUGUCUGAUAGAGCUUCAGAGAUAUUUAAAAUUAGUGUUCAGAAUCCAUAGUUCACAGUCUACACACAUUUAGAAUACUACAACAUAAACUUGUCAGCAGAAUUGCCAAAUAAGACAGUUGGGAUCCAUACCCAAGCUUUGAGCAAUGUUUUUCUCAAAAAGCUGCUAUCCAAUGAUAUAGGAAAAUACGUGGUUUGUGUUUUCCUAAACAAACUCUGGUUUUCUUUCUAAAUAUGUUUUAUUGUUUAAUUUGGUCCUGCCUAAAUUCGAUGAGCUAGGCCAAUGAAGGCUGAACCAAGGAUGCUACAUCCUCUGGUAUCAUGUGUAGAUAUCAUGUAUAGAUAAUAAAAUAAAAUAUGGCUCCAACUUCUGUGUUGUUGUUUAUCUUGUUAUUUUUCGGCGUUAACCUAAUGUGUUUAUUAUAAGCAUUUUACCUUCCAGACUCCUCAUGGCUAACAUUUGGUCUGUAUUUUGCUCAUUAGAUGUGAAUAUUUCUUCUUAGUCUGCUUUCUGCUAUGCAAUGACUGCAUUUCUAUCAUUUCUUAGUUUGUUAGUAUAUGUGGAUAGUAUCUAUUGUAUAAAUUGAUUGCACAAUUUAUCAAAGACAAAUUAUUCUGUGUAGCUUUUCUACAGUGCUUUGCUAAACCAUGUAAUAUUAGUUAAGUCUUCCUUGAAAAUAAAGACACUCUUAUAGAGGACAGUUCCUGUUUACUCCCAGGAAAAUUUUUUAAAAGAUGACACUGAAUGUUUAUUGCACCUUAGUGCAGUGCAGUGGCAAUAAAACCCAACAUGAAUCGAGGUUGUUUAUGGCAGAUGCAUGUAUUGCUUUACAGAGUUUAGCAAAAGCUCUUAAUUUUAUGUCAUACUGUAUUCUAUUAUAAUAAUAAAGCUAACAUUAUUCAAUAACAAAA